AUGACUACGAUCGCGAAAUAUAAAGUUACGGCAACCAUUCAGUCAAAAGUUAACGCAUACCAGCGAACUUUGACCUUUUUGACCGUCCCGAAAAUUGCUCAACAUAUUCCUGAUCAACCCUUCGACCGGUCAAGGAUUAAGAUACCGCGGAACAUUCAACUGGCGGAUCCCGAUUUUCAUCGACCAGCACCGAUUGAAUUACUUUUCGGUUCCGGAGCCGCUCUGUCUAUGUUAAGCAUCGGUCAAAUUAGUUUAUCUGCGCCCAAAGAACCCGACCUAUAUCUUCAAAAGACCAGAUUAGGAUGGGUUAUCGGGGGGAGCCCCCCAUCUCCGGCACAGGUACACGGCGCCUCGUGUCACUUAUCAAAAUCGUUGCAAUCUGAAAUUGCACGAUUUUGGGAGAUUGAGGAAGGGCCACAACGGCAGUUAUACUCGGAUGCUGACAAAUAUUGCGAAGCACAUUUUCUGCAACACGUUUCGCGAGGAUCAGACGGGCGAUAUACGGUAGCGUUGCCGUUCAAUAACAAAAUAAUGCAGCUGGGUGAAUCGAAAUCGCAGGCUCAAAGGCGAUUCAUUUCACUCGAAAGGAAACUUCAGCGCAACCCAGCGUUAAAGAAGGACUAUCAUGCAGUGAUAAAGGAGUACCUCGACCUAGGGCAUUUGAUGAAGAUUCCUGAGGACACGGAAUCAUCAAGAGGAUUCUAUCUACCGCAUCAUGGAGUGGUCAAGACAACCAGCGAGACGACGAAACUACGUGUCGUUUUCGACGGCUCCGCGGCCACGAGUACCGGGGUAUCCCUCAACGAUGCUCUUCACGUCGGACCGAAAAUCCAGGAUGACUUGCUGUACAUCCUUCUUCGUUUUCGUAUCCACCGUUACGUCAUCACCGGUGAUAUCGAGAAGAUGUACAGACAGUUCAUCGUCCGACCGGAAGAUAGGAAAUAUCAGCGGAUACUUUGGCGUGACGCUGACGGGGAAAUUCAAACUUAUGAAUUGCAACGCGUCACGUUCGGACUCUCUGCCGCGCCGUACCUAGCAAUACGUUGUCUCUCCCAACUCGCCCAGGACGAAGGUCACCGUUUUCCGGAAGCUGCGAGAAUUCUUUGUCGCGAUUUCUAUGUCGAUGAUGCGCUUACCGGAGCAUCGUCUAUCAGCGAAGCACGCGCAAUCCGUAAUCAAUUGACGCAAUUGCUGAGCUUGGCGGGCCUCAACAUAAGACAAUGGGCAGCCAAUCAUAAAUCAAUUUUGAGGGAUCUUCCAGAACAAGAUUUAAAUAAGAAACUACAUUUCGGCGACUCACCAAAUUUAAAGACUUUAGGAAUCUUCUGGAAUUCUUCUAAUGAUUCUAUAUCGUAUGAGGUUAAGGCGCAAUCCCCCACAACACGGGUAACAAAACGGGUCAUUGCUUCAGAGAUCGCGAAAAUCUACGAUCCUCUCGGUCUUUUAGGACCUGUUAUUAGUACUGCGAAGAUGUUCCUACAAAAAAUAUGGACCAUCAAGCUCGAUUGGGACGAAUCAUUGCCAAUGAAUGUUUUUACAGAAUGGUCCCAAUUUUACAGGCAAUUACCGUUAUUAAACAACAUAAUAUUUCCAAGGAAGACCAUCCCUUGCACAUCGACGGUGACGGAGUUGCACGGUUUCUGUGACGCAAGCGAAAGGGCCUACGGUGCAUGCGUUUAUCUCAGGUCAAUAGAUAAACAUGGUUAUGCACAUGUGGAGCUCCUUUUUGCAAAGUCGAAAGUGGCGCCAUUGAAGUCGCAGUCAAUCCCUAGACUCGAAUUGUGUGGCGCUUUGCUUUUGACAUCACUGAUAACCACUGCGAAAAAGGCCCUCCACAUUAAUAUCAAUAAUACAUUCCUCUGGACGGACUCUACUAUUGUCCUCCACUGGCUUCAGGCGUCUCCGCAUACUCUGAAAACGUUCGUGGCGAACAGGGUAACGGAGAUUCAAGAGAACACCAGGAUCAAGGACUGGCGACACGUCCCUACGUUGGAUAACCCCGCGGAUCUGAUCUCGCGUGGCCAGUAUCCUGAAGAAUUUUUGCAACCAUCCAUCUGGCACCAAGGACCAGAGUGGCUCUGCAAAGAUGAAUCUUCAUGGCCGACGACAACACUGCUACCACUGGAAGAUAUUAUACCAGAGCAGAAGACAGCGACCUGUUUAAUUACAGCUACGUUAGAUACCAGCAUCCUGGACAAUUAUUCUUCUUGGGCACGUAUGCAGAGAAUUAUUGCAUAUUGUCUACGAUGGAAGAAAAGCAACAACAUUAAAGGGUACCUCACCGCUAUUGAAAUCAAGAAUGCUCAUAACACGAUUAUCAAACUUCUCCAGCAGGCACAUUUUGCCAAGGAACUGCGACUAUUGUCAAAUAAUAAUAGCGAAAUCGGAGGAAAAUUGCAAUAUUUAUCUCCCUUUUUAGAUAAGGACGGCAUUCUGCGAGUAGGAGGUCGUCUAAAACAUUCAUUCAUUCCGUUUCCGCAACGUCAUCCUAUAAUAUUACCGAAAUCACGGGUGACAAUACUUAUUAUUGAAGCUGAGCACAGAGCUCAAUUACACGCUGGCGUCCAGAAUACUCUACAUGCCGUUAGACGCAGGUAUUGGCCCAUUGACGGACGAAACCAGGUCUGGAAGGCGCUAAGACCCUGCACGCGCUGUUUACGAGCUCGACCGCCGCCAGUGGAUUACAUCAUGGGUGAUUUACCUGCAGCAAGAGUCACCGAGUCGCGACCAUUUACCCACGUCGGCGUAGAUUAUUGCGGCCCUUUCUACGUUAAAGAAAGGAAACAUCGAAACCGCGCGAAAAUAAAGGUCUAUGUAGCGGUUUUCGUCUGUCUGGCAGUCAAAGCGGUACACUUGGAAGUCGUAAGUGACCUGACUAGCGAGGCGUUCAUUGCUGCGCUCAAACGGUUCAUCGCGCGGCGGGGAUUUUGCACGAAUCUGUACUCAGAUAAUGGUACAAAUUUUGUUGGCGCUAAUAAUGAAUUAAAAGACCUUCGCGAAUUAAUUCGAUCCGAUGACCAUCAAAAAAAGGUAACAGCCUUCCUAGCGGAUAAAGCUAUUGCUUGGAAAUUUAUUCCACCUCGUGCGCCACAUUUUGGCGGAUUGUGGGAGGCUGCCGUCAAGGCUUUCAAGCACCACCUCGUACGCGUCGUAGGCAGUGAGUUAUUUACGUUUGAGGAAUUUAAUACUUUAAUUAUACAGAUUGAAUCCAUUUUGAAUUCCCGACCUCUCACGCCCCUAUCAUCCGACCCGAACGACCUUUCAGCCCUGACUCCCGGUCAUUUCCUUAUCGGCGAAUCGCUAACUAGCUUACGCGAACGAGAUUUUGCCGAUACUCCGUCGAAUAGGCUUUCGACAUGGCAACAUAUCCAAAAAGUUAAACGACACUUUUGGAAUCGUUGGCACCGGGAGUACCUCAAUGAGCUGACUAGGCGCAGUAAGUGGACCAAGGGCAGCCACAGCAUCAAGGAGGGCACGAUCGUACUCAUCAGGGACGACAACGUUCCCCCCAUGCACUGGGCACUGGGCAGAGUGCUCAAAGUUCACCCCGGGUCUGACGGCAUUGUGCGCACGGUGACAAUUAAAACCGCCACCUGCACGUUAGAUCGGGCCGUGAAACGUCUCGUGCCAUUACCCCAACAUUCAGAAGAAGACGAUAUCAACCAGGUUGAAUCACACAUUACCAUAAAGUAG
Megachile rotundata (alfalfa leafcutting bee) is the source of this 3693-nucleotide messenger RNA. RefSeq lists its product as uncharacterized. The record is from RefSeq and is a predicted model, not a curated record. Gene Ontology annotation, biological process: DNA integration. Lineage: Eukaryota; Metazoa; Arthropoda; Insecta; Hymenoptera; Megachilidae. Gene Ontology annotation, molecular function: nucleic acid binding.